AUGAGCAUUCACUUGCUUACCCGCCUAAAAUCUAACUUUUUGACCAAUCUUUUUCUUCUAGCCAAAACCAAGCAACAAUGUCUACGACUGGGUUUCUCAAAAUUGUAUCUGCUUUCUUUGAGUCGCUGCAUAUCAACAACCACAAUUGCAAUCCCAAGCAACACUUCCUUAUCGAAGGAAGAAGCUCUUAUGUCCCUUUUAAAGAAAUGCUCCACCAUGAAAGAUUUGAAGCAAAUCCAUGCCCAUGUCAUCCAAUCUGGCUUUGAACAAAACCUUUUUGUUAUAGGCAAAGUCAUAGUCUUUUGUGCUGUUUCAGAGCAAAGAGAUAUCGAUUACGCUGUUUCGGUUUUUGAAAAUAUUGGAAAUCCAGACGGGUUUCUUUGGAAUACAAUGAUUAGGGGUUUUGGCGAUACCAAUGACCCUCAAAAAGCUUUCGAGUACUACAACAGAAUGCAAGCGAAAGGAUUGGUUGCAGACGAUUUCACAUUUUCUUUCUUGGUCAAGGUUUCUGGGCAAUUAAGCUCAGUUUUAUUAGGGAAACAAAUGCAUGGCAGCAUAUUAAAGCAUGGGCUUGACACGCGUCUUUUUGUUAAGAAUAAUCUUAUUCACAUGUACGGUUUGUUUGACGACAUUGAAACAGCACGCCAACUGUUCGAAGAAAUUUCUAGUCCAGAAUUAGUGGCAUGGAACACUAUCAUCAGUUGCUGUGUGUAUUGUGGCAAAUUUAAGGAAGCACUUGACUUGUUUUCUACGAUGUUGAAAUUUGGUAUGGAGCCUGAUGAAGCCACAUUGGUUGUGACUCUUGCAGCAUGUUCUGCAGUGGGAGCAUUAGAUUUUGGUAGAUGGAUUCAUUAUUGUAUUAGUCAUACUGGUCUUGGAAGCAUUAUAAAGGUCAAUAAUGCACUAAUUGAUAUGUAUGCCAAGUGUGGAGCAGUAGAAGAAGCAUACGAGACAUUUCGUAGAAUGAACCAAAGGAAUAUAGUAACAUGGAAUACAAUGAUUUCAGGUCUAGCAAAUCAUGGCCAGACAAAUCAGGCAUUGGUGCUUUUUUCUCGAAUGUUAGAACAAAACCAUUUGGAACCAGAUGAUAUUACUUUCUUGGGUGUACUAUGUGCUUGUAGCCAUGGAGGAAUGGUAGAUGAAGGAAGAAGAUAUUUUGAUAUGAUGAGCAAAGAAUAUCAUAUCAAACCCACAAUAAAGCAUUACGGUUGCAUGGUUGAUAUUUUGGGUCGAGCUGGGUUUGUGGUAGAGGCUUAUGAAUUGAUUAGGAGUAUGCCUAUGGAAUGCAAUGCCAUUGUGUGGCGGAUAUCGUUGGCUGCUUGUAGGCUGCAUGGAAAUGUUGAACUUGGUGAGCAGGUGAGGAAGCAUCUUCUGGAAUUAGCACCAGAUCAUAGCAGCGACUAUGUUCUUCUUUCUAACAUCUAUGCAAGUGUGGGGCAAUGGAAUGAAGUUGCAAGAGAGAGGAAAUCAAUGCAGAAGAGGAGAGUUAAGAAACCAGAGCCUGGUAAUAGCUUCAUCGGCAUGCAUUCUAACAAAAGGGAUUAAGAUCGUCUGAAGUUACUACCCUAGUACAAAAGUUAUGUAUUACUAUAAGAUACGGAAUUUUGAAGCAACUACUGUCAAUCAAUGAUUAAGAAAUAUUGAAAGAGAAAAAAAAAAAAAAAAAAAAA
Messenger RNA from Jatropha curcas, 1670 nucleotides. Its product is annotated as pentatricopeptide repeat-containing protein At4g21065. Gene Ontology annotation, biological process: RNA modification. Gene Ontology annotation, molecular function: RNA binding; protein binding. NCBI's taxonomy places the organism in Eukaryota, Viridiplantae, Streptophyta, Magnoliopsida, Malpighiales, Euphorbiaceae. The record is from RefSeq and is a predicted model, not a curated record.